AUGGAGAAAUUUCAACUGCUCAUCUCCUCAGGACCCCUCCCUGAGGGAAAUUUCUACUUUGGGUGUCAAUUACUCCACAGGUCACCUCUGGCUGCACGCUCAAUAAGUACGAUUGAAAGGAAAAAAGACAUUCAGACCCAGCAGCGCUGUCUGUCCCUGCCUCUUGGGGAACCAGGUCGGGCAGCAGGCCGGGCGGGCUUGGGCCGCGAACCCAACUGGAGGAGGGUGGGCCGGUGCUGCGAGGACCAUGUGGCUGUGGUUGUGGCUGUGUUGCGGGUGGCGGCGGCGGUGCUGUGGCGGCUGUGGCGUUGGCAGCGGGAGCAACAGAUGGUGGGGCAGCUGCAUGACCGGUUCGUGCUCAUCACGGGCUGCGACUCGGGCUUCGGCUACCUGCUGGCCACAAAGCUGGACCAGCGCGGGCUGCGGGUGCUGGCCGCCUGCCUGACGGAGCGCGGGGCCGAGCGGCUGCGGCAGGAGGCGUCCGGGAGGCUGCAGACGGUGCUGCUCGACGUGACCCGACCUGAGAGCGUCCGGGCGAUGGCCCAGUGGGCCCAGGAGACCGUGGGCGAGCGAGGGCUCUGGGGCCUGGUGAACAACGCGGGCAUCGCCAUGCCAGUGGCCCCCAACGAGUGGUUGACCAAGGAGGACUUCGUCAAAGUGCUGGACGUCAACCUCCUGGGGCUGAUCGACGUGACGCUCACCCUGCUGCCCCUGGUCAAGCGGGCCCGAGGCCGCAUCGUCAACGUGUCCAGCGUCCUGGGCCGCCUGUCCCUCUUUGGCGGCGGCUACUGCGUCUCCAAGUUUGGUGUGGAAGCCUUCUCAGACAGCCUGCGGCGUGAACUUUUUCCCUUCGGUGUCAAAGUGGCCAUCAUCGAACCGGGCAACUUCCGGACCCAAAUCCUACCGCCGGAAAACGUGCACACGUUGGUAGCCACCAUCUGGAGCCGUGCUCCCCCCGGGGCCAGGGAGAGCUAUGGGGAUGUCUACAUGGAGAGCUAUUGGCGGGGCCUGGAGCGCCUUAUUUCCGGGGGCCAGACCGACCUGGCCCCAGUGUAUGGCAGCAUGACCCACGCGCUGACGGCUGUCCACCCUCGGAGCCGCUACGUUCCUGGCCGCGACGCCCGGUUCAUCUAUCUGCCCCUGUCCUAUCUGCCCACAUCACUGAGCGACCUCCUGCUCAGAGGCUUCCUGAGCAACAUGCGCCCGGCACAGGCCAAUUAGCAUGCAGAGGCCGGGUUAGGGGCGUGCUGUGCCUGUCUGGGGAUGGGGGGUCAGGUGUAUAUGGUGGGGAGGGAUCAGGUACGAGGCCGGUGGGCCCUAAGCCAUGGGACCCCCCGGCCCACCCCCCCGGGACCCUUUCCCCUUAUAAAGAAAGAGAAUUCUAAA
Messenger RNA from Ornithorhynchus anatinus (platypus), 1386 nucleotides. RefSeq names its product retinol dehydrogenase 7-like. Gene Ontology annotation, molecular function: oxidoreductase activity. The transcript has 8 exons. Bases 1 to 1221 code for a protein of 406 amino acids. The record is from RefSeq and is a predicted model, not a curated record. Lineage: Eukaryota; Metazoa; Chordata; Mammalia; Monotremata; Ornithorhynchidae.